GGUGGCAAGGCAGGGGGUCACUGGUCAUUGCAGCUGGUCCUGAGGCAGCCACGGUGUCACUUGUCUAGUUUUGCUGCUUUUCUGGGCCUGGAGCUGAAAUACAACUGAGGCCUCGAUGUUAUCGUAGGCAGGAAAGCUCAGGGGGUCCAAACCACAGGACCAGCGAUAUGCUGGGGGAGGAAGGUUACCCUGGGGACGAGGUUCUUGUCUUUCUAGUUUUGCCCCUUGCUAGGCAUCCGGACUUUCUGCCCUGGUGAGCUCCUGUACCUGGCUCAGCAUCCUUGCUCUGCUCUUGUUGCCUCACUAUCUAUAUAACAGAAUGAAGGCUCCUGCCUCUGGAGGAUAGGCCAGGCGAGGGGGCUUAGGACUGUAGACUCAUCCAUCGUCACCCACAAAAGAGGUGAGGUGGGGCCAGUCCCUGCAGGGAGAGGCUCCCAUCUGGGAGGCUGGUGUGUGGGUCUGGGCAUGGCUCAGCCACUGCCAAACCGUGACAGUGAGCCAUACUUCCUCUGCGCCAUCUAGUUCCCCUCCCAGUUACUGGUGGCCAUGCGUGACUUUCUGAACCUCUCCAGGUCUCAAUUCCCUCUUCAGGAAGCGAUGGCAAUUUUUGUGAUUGUGAGGGUCAAGCCAGUCUGUGUGGCAGCUGGCACAGCACCGGGCACAUGCUCAGCACAGCGCGACCAUGCUGUGGCCCCUGCUGCUGUUGCUGUCCGUGAGCUGGGUCCAGACGACCCGGCCAUGUUUCCCCGGGUGCCAGUGUGAGGUGGAGACCUUCGGCCUCUUUGACAGCUUCAGCCUGACACGAGUAGAUUGCAGUGGCCUUGGCCCCCACAUCGUGCCUGUGCCCAUCCCUCUGGACACAGCCCACCUGGACCUGUCCUCCAACCGGCUGGAGACUGUGAACGAGUCGGUGUUGGCAGGGCCAGGCUAUACCACCCUGGCCGGCCUGGAUCUCAGCCAUAACCUGCUCACCAGCAUCUCGCCCACCGCCUUCUCCCGCCUUCGCUAUCUGGAGUCGCUUGACCUCAGCCAUAAUGGCCUGGCAGCCCUGCCUGCAGACAGCUUCACCAGCUCGCCCCUGAGUGAGGUGAACCUCAGCUACAACCGGCUCCGUGAGGUCCCAGUGUCCGCCUUCACCACCCACGGCCAGGGCCGAGCGCUGCACGUGGACCUCUCCCACAACCACAUCCACCGCCUCGUGCCCCACCCCGCUGGGGCCAGCCUGCCCACGCCCACCAUUCAGAGCCUGAACCUGGCCUGGAACCGGCUCCGCACUGUGCCCAACCUCCGGGACCUGCCCCUGCGCUACCUGAGCCUGGAUGGGAACCCGCUGGCCGCCAUCGGCCCAGGUGCCUUCACAGGACUGGCUGGCCUGACACACCUGUCGCUGGGCAGCCUGCAGGGUCUCCCCCAACUGGCACCCUAUGGUUUUCAUGAGCUGCACAGCCUGCAGGUCCUAGACCUGUCAGGCAACCCCAAGCUCAAGUGGGCAGGAGCGGAGGUAUUCUCGGGCCUGGGCUCACUGCAGGAGCUGGACCUGUCGGGCACAAGCCUGGUGCCCCCACCUGAGACGCUGCUCCUCCACCUCCCAGCGCUGCAGAGCGUCAGUGUGGGCCAGGGCAUGAAGUGCCGGCGCCUGGUGCGGGAGGGUGCCUACCCCCGGCAGCCUGGCUCCAGCCCCAAGGUGGCUCUGCAAUGCAUAGACACUGGGGAACCGGCUUCCAGGGCUUCCAGAGGCCUCAGCAUCUUGUGACAAAUGGUGUGGCCCUGGGCCACACGACAGACUGCUGCCCGGGCUGACUCAGGUCCUGGGUAAUUUAUAUUUUAAUGUGCCAAUGCCAGUGGGGACUCUGCAAGCCUGUAUGGCAGCAGCAUCGAAAGACAGCUGUGGACUGAGAAGAGGCUUUGGACCUGGGACAACACCCAGGAGGAAAGCCUUGCCCUUUGUCUGUAUUGCCCCCACACCAUAAGCAGGGGGUCUUUGAUGCCAAACUACACAGCUGCCCGCUGCUGUCCUUCCCCACUCGACCCCCAAGUGCCUUCUUCCCUCAGGCCUGGGCUAACCUGACUAUGACAGGAGGAAGGUCAGAGGUCAGGUCCAUGGCUGAGUGCCCCUUGGGGGGUGGUCCAGCCACUCAGGGGCAUGGGUUUCUUUUGCUCCAGGCACAUGGGGCCCACUUUAUCCUUUUCUGUUCCCCUGGAGCCCUGGGUAGAACUUUAGUUACAGAAAGGCCUGGGGGGUGCCCACCUCCUCAUGUGGCCGAUGGGAGAACUGGGGCUCAGAGGAAAAUUGGUAAUCUGAGGUACUGCCGCGGCAGAGGCAUGACUGCCUCCCAGCCAGGCCCCUUUGCACUUUACUGUCUUCUCUAAAUCAUGGCCUCCCUCUCCCCUUUCUGGGCUCCCCUUUGCUGCCAAGACCCACAUCCUACCAUUGGCACCCAUUUCCUGUCAUCCCGGGGAGGUAGGACUCUGGCCCACUGACCAGCUGCGAUGCCCGGUCUGUCACUUCACCUCUCAGAGCUUCUGGAAGCGUCAGGCAUGCCAGUCCCAGCCCUGCCAGUUUCUCACUUGGGUGGGGUCCCCCAGCAUCAAGACUGGAAACGUACCUAUUGAUCCUUGAGGCCCUGUUCCUAGAUGCUCUCCCUAAGAUGUUGAUGCAGUCCUGGUCCUCCCCUCCCCCGCCCUGCCACAAGCCAGGACCGGCCUCCCAGAUUCAGCCCCCACUGGCCCAGAGCCCACAGCCCACCUCUCCUACUAUGAGUGCAGCAGGAGGAGGCAGGCAGUCCCCACCCAGUUUUAUGUUCCCCCACCAGGGUGGCCUCUCAGCCUCCCAGCCCUGGCUCUUUCCUUAGGCUCAUUUUAUAGACUGUUGUUGCCUUUUUUAUGGACUGUCACCUUUAACCUGCUCCCCACCCCCACCCCUGCUGGCAGGGGAUGCAAAGUGUCAUUUGUAAAAGAAAAAGAGUUGCAUUUGUUCACUUUCGUAAGAGUGUGUCCUGGGGGUGUGUUGGGAAAGGAGGUGUUGGGUGGAAGCCAGCUGGCCAUGUGGGCAACAGGGGGCUGGUCCCACAAAGACACCACAGGACAGUGAGAGCUCUGUCCCCCACCGGCCCCACCCGACACCUAACUAGUCCUUGGUUCAAUAAACGUUAGAAAGAGUCCCUCUUUCCAUCACUGUCCACUCAUAUUGCCUCGGCUGGCCCUGGGGCCACAAGGAUGAAUCAGCACCAGCCUUGCCCUGGGGAGUAUGUUCUUCCUGAAAAGCCCAAUAGGGGAGAGAGGUGACAUGGGGGGGUUACUCGGGGGUGGGUUGCACCUACCGCAGCUUGCACCCUGUCCACCUUCCUUAUCUCCCCUCUCCCAUGAACUCACAGGGUUACUCUGGGACCUUGCCCUUGCCCUCCUCCCUACCUUUCAACUCCCCAUGCUAAUGGACCCAGUUCCUGUCUCACCUCCUUCAGAAGUUUUCCCUGAGGUCCCUCCGCCUCCCUCCUCUGAGCUCCAACAGUGCUUGGUUCCUUCCUGUCAUUUCACUGCUGUGCUAACUCCUCUGUGCGCCUCCAGUGACAGGGAGCUCAUUUCCAGCUCAUCUGAGUGGCUCUACUGUCAGCAAAUUUAGAUGGAUCCGGAAGGCUUCCUGGAGGAGGCUCAUCCAUCCACAGCUGAGUAGGACAAGUGGGCCUGGAAAGAAGGGGCUGGCACUUGGGAGGGGUUAUAGGUGAGCAAUGGCACAGAACCUAGAACAUGCAGGUCAUCGGUAUGGGUGGGGAGCUUGUCCAUCUUGUCACUCAACCUUCUAUCCCCCCCCCCCCCCACACACACACACACAGGAACCCAAGGCUGGCACCAUUGUCAAUAUGAAAGGGCUGAGGCAUGAGGGGGGGGUGUUGUGAGAGUAAGACCCCGGCCCUUAGAGUCCUCCGAUUGGUUCUCCACCCCUUCUGCAUUCCCUGGAUUAGAGAGAUUUCAAAUGCAGGGUCCGGGAAAGAUCUCUGGGACUUUCACCCAAUGGGUCUGGGCCCUCCCAAAGCCCUGCUUGAGGAAGGAGCACUUGAGAGAGGGACAAAGGGGUGCUGAAGGCAGGAGCGGGGGUGGGGGUGGGGGUGCUGGGGCUCCUGCAGGAGAAGAGGAGCUCUGAGGCAGGUCAUCUCCGCCCUGAGCUGUAGUGGGAGGGUGCAGAUGCCACCACAUGGUGCAGGGCCCUCCUUCCUGUGGGGUCAUUAUCCUGUACCCCAGCCCUGGCCUCUGGCCUGUCAGGUGUCAGGGAGGGCAGAAGCCCUACAGGCCUCCCCGAGGCCCCUCCAGAGGCUCCCGGCCCGCGACGCCACCUUGUGGUUUUGCGCGGCCAGACACCCCAGGUCCGGGGGGGGGGGGGGGGGGGUCGUGGGAGCAAGGCCAAAGUGGCCUGUGCAGUUUGUGCAGCCUGCCUCACCUUCCCCUAGCUAGACUGCUUUCAUCCUGCCGUAUCUGCCCUCCUGGAAUCCUGGGGUUAAGAAUGGGCUCAUUCAGCAUGGAGGGACCUGGAGAGUAUUAUGCUAAGUGAAGUGAACCAGUCAGAGAAAGACAAGUAUCGCAUUAUCUCGUAUGUGGAAUCUAAUGAACAAAAUAAACUGAUGAAUGGAGUGGA
Molecule: messenger RNA, 4627 nt
Organism: Myotis myotis
Lineage: Eukaryota; Metazoa; Chordata; Mammalia; Chiroptera; Vespertilionidae
Gene: TSKU
Product: tsukushi, small leucine rich proteoglycan
Exons: 2
Coding region: 683-1753 (356 amino acids)
Cellular component (GO): extracellular matrix
Molecular function (GO): protein binding
Source: RefSeq, a predicted model, not a curated record